AUGAUUCCUUAUAAAAAUGUUAAUUAUAUGCAAUCAUAUCUUCAUUAUCAAAACGAAAUAGCCAAUAAUCCAGAAUCUGAAGCUAACCGUCUUUUUAAAAGAUCAAUUUGGCUACAAAUGUAUCAAUUAAUACGUUAUUUCUUUUUAUUUUUAUUGCCAUUAAAUCAAGUUCAAAGAACUUUAGUAUACGAUAUAUUCUUUCUUCUUGGCUUACAUAGUUCAAUCAAUUCGAUUGGAAUGUUUUUAACAGCAUUGGGAAUGUUUCUUAGCUAUAAACUUUAUAUUGAAAUACCUGAAAAUAUUAUACGUUUAAUGAAUAUGAUAUUGUUCAAUUCAAAUGAUUGUUUAAUAUUUGAUUUGGCUCAAUAUUUAGUAGCACAUUGUUAUAUGAUGGUUAUGUUUAUAUUUUUAUUUACAACAUGGACAUUAUGGAUAAAAUUGGAUCAAAUCAAUUCAAUUUUGGAUAUAAAUAAUAUUGCCGGUGAAAAACAUACACGUUAUUAUUAUAGCCGUAUUGUUAAUCGUUUUCUUUGGCUACAUGGACAUACAUUAGAUCUAUUUAAUCGUCUUUGUCAACAUCAAUCGGAUUUAUUUUCAGCAUAUAUGAUUGCAAAUUUUCCAAUGAACAUGUUUAUUAUUGUAACAACAUUUAUUAUAAAUGAUGAUAAAAAUAAUAAAUAUAAUCAAUGGAAAUUUUUUGCUACUUGUUUUAUUUUUACACAAUUUAUUGGUUUUUUUGUUCUUCAUUUACUAUGUUCAAUGUAUACAAUUAAAAUACAUAAAUGUUCAACAAAAUUAAUUUAUUGUAGGAUACAUUUUCCAUUACAGCCAUUAUCAUUACGUAUACGUACUAGUUUAUAUAUUGAAAAAAUUCAUACAGAAAAUCGUUAUGGUUUUAUAUUGGCUCGUGCUACAUUGAUUAGUAUGUUUUUCUUCAUACAGUUUUUAAUGUUUUAUAUACAAUGUUUAAUACUUAUGUAUGAUCUAUUCAAUUAUUAA
This is a messenger RNA of Dermatophagoides pteronyssinus (European house dust mite), 999 nucleotides long. RefSeq lists its product as uncharacterized. The record is from RefSeq and is a predicted model, not a curated record. NCBI's taxonomy places the organism in Eukaryota, Metazoa, Arthropoda, Arachnida, Sarcoptiformes, Pyroglyphidae.